This is a messenger RNA of Brassica oleracea var. oleracea, 1067 nucleotides long. Its product is annotated as protein BPS1, chloroplastic-like. The record is from RefSeq and is a predicted model, not a curated record. Bases 1 to 1038 code for a protein of 345 amino acids. NCBI's taxonomy places the organism in Eukaryota, Viridiplantae, Streptophyta, Magnoliopsida, Brassicales, Brassicaceae. The transcript has a single exon.
AUGUUCUUUAGCUGUGGAAACCCAUUCAAGGCUCUGCUUCCAAAGAAGAACAAUGCAUGCAUGUCCUCACAUCUUGUCUCUCUAUUGAACAACUUCGAGACAAGUUUGAGGGUAUCGAUUGCAGAACUUGUACCAAAGGAUGAUGAUAAGAAUGGUUAUAUCACUGUUUCUUGGAUGAUUCAAGCAAUGCACUCUCUUUGUGAGACACACCAGGCUAUCUCGACACUCAUGACCACCGAUGUAGACCUUCCUGUAUCCGACAUGGAAGAAAGUAUGUACGCUGACAUCAGUUCGAAGCUGCUUGAAUUUUGCAACGCCUUCACCUCGGAGAUGGCCCGGCUUAACCACGGAAACAUGUUACUCAAGUCUGCUUUUAGUGAUCCUGAUGAGGUUUCUUUAUGGCAUAUCGACUGUUGGAGGCAGCACAUGGCUUCCAAGAACCCUAGAAUCGAAAACUGCGGUGAGGUUUUGAGUAGUCUUGUUGAAUCCAUGAAUGAUGAUCAUGAUCUUCGUGGUCUCAAGAAGAAGGUGAAUAAGAAGAAGAAGAAACAAUACGAAGAAGAAAAAGUUCUCAUGCGAGCUCUAUAUGGUGUUAAGGCCAAGACUUUAUACAUAUUCAGCGUGUUUGCUGCAGCGUUUUCUGGUUCUUCCGAGAAUAUUUUGUAUAUAAACAUUCGAAAGGAGAUGAAGGAGGACGAGGAGGAGGUUCCAUGGGAAAAAGCAUUCAUGGAACUGCAGAACGUGAUCAUGAACACGUUCUUAUCGAACAGAUUCAUGGUUAUAAAAGAUGUUAAGGCUGUUGAAUCUGGUGUGGAGAUGGUUUACGCGGCGGUUCAAGAAGGCUCAGUUCCUAAUUCGUUGAUGGUGGAGCCACUGAAGCAAUCAGUGAUGGUACUUUCAGAAAGGUUUGAUCAUGUCUCCAAGGAAACGAGUUGCUUGUUCGAUACCGUGAACUCCGCUCGAGACGCAUUGUUCGAGAGGCUCAGAACCAAAUACGAAUAUGAGCUAGCUGAGAGUAACGUUGCUGAAUGCAGAUGAUCAUGUUAAGACUUGUUUGUGAGUAGUGU